UCGCCCGACACGGCAGAUUCGCGCAGUUAAUUUAUCCGUAUCGUGGUCAUUGAACUCAGAAGACACUGCCUUUAAAGUCUAAUCUAUAGUUAAAAAAUAAACUGCUUAGGAAUUUCCACGGUUUUUAUAAAAUAAUAGGUACCAAAAUCAUUACUAUUUUCCUAUUGUAAGUCGAAGUUCUGUAUUCAUAUAAUCGAUUCUUCUAUUAUGCAUGCAGUAGCGAAAUUUAGCACAAAAUGUCUAAUUUUCCGAACGUAACCUUAUUUUAUGUCGGCGUGACUCCAGCUCUAGCAAAGAGUGAAGUACAGUGGAUGUGUUUGCUACAAUGUAUAAUGUUCACUCGCAGUUUGUGGUAGCGCUACUUCUGUUAUAGUUCGGUUCGGAGCGUAGUCGUUGGCAAGAGGACCGGUAGCAGGUCGGCAGCGGCAGCGGGCAGCGGGCAGCGGCAGCCGGCGCCAGAGGCAUUCGGCGGCCGAGGCAGCAUGUGCUGACGCCAUGCGCGCGGGAUGCGCGCCCGCGCUCUGCCCGCCCGCGCGGCCCCCGCGCCUCUCGCGCGUCAUGCGCCCCAGGCGCCCCAUGCGCUGCCGCUGCUGCUUCUCACGCUGUUGCUGGCAGGAUGCGCCGGAUGUGCAGGCAACCCGGACGCAAAGCGGCUGUACGACGACCUGCUGAGCAACUACAACAAGCUGGUGCGGCCAGUGCUCAACGUGAGCGACGCACUCACCGUGCGUAUCAAGCUCAAGCUCAGCCAGCUCAUCGAUGUUAAUCUCAAAAAUCAGAUAAUGACAACAAACCUGUGGGUGGAGCAGAGUUGGUUCGACUACAAGUUGUCGUGGGAGCCUCGCGAGUACGGCGGCGUGGAGAUGUUGCAUGUGCCCUCCGACCAUAUUUGGAGGCCCGACAUAGUGCUGUAUAACAACGCCGACGGCAACUUCGAGGUGACGCUGGCCACCAAGGCGACGCUCAACUACACGGGCCGAGUCGAGUGGCGCCCGCCCGCCAUCUACAAGUCCUCGUGCGAGAUAGACGUCGAGUACUUCCCCUUUGACCAGCAGACAUGCGUCAUGAAAUUCGGCUCGUGGACGUACGACGGCUUCCAGGUGGACCUGCGGCAUAUCGACGAGGCGCGCGGCACCAACGUCGUCGAACUGGGCGUCGACCUCUCAGAGUUCUAUACUUCGGUGGAAUGGGACAUCCUCGAAGUACCCGCAGUCAGAAACGAGAAGUUCUACACGUGCUGCGACGAGCCCUACCUGGACAUCACGUUCAACAUCACAAUGCGUCGUAAGACGCUCUUUUACACGGUGAACCUGAUCAUACCUUGCAUGGGCAUCUCGUUCUUGACCGUGCUCGUAUUCUACUUGCCCUCGGACAGCGGGGAGAAGGUCUCGCUCUCCAUCUCUAUCCUGCUGUCGCUGACGGUGUUCUUCCUGCUGCUAGCCGAGAUCAUCCCGCCCACCUCGCUCGUCGUACCGUUGCUCGGGAAGUUCGUGCUCUUCACUAUGAUCCUCGACACCUUCAGUAUCUGCGUGACGGUGGUGGUGCUGAACGUGCACUUCCGGUCGCCGCAGACGCACACGAUGGCGCCGUGGGUGCGCCGCGUCUUCAUCCACGUGCUGCCGCGGCUGCUGGUGAUGCGGCGGCCGCACUGCCGCCUUGACCCGCACCGCAGCCGCUUUUGUGUUGAAAGUGCGGGCAUAAUGGCCCGCGAGGCCACGGAGCUGACGUGCGCGCAGAGCGGAGCGGGCGCGUGCCGGCUGCACGGCGCGCGGCCGGGCUCGCGGCCGGGCUCGCCGCCGGGAGCGCCGGGAGCGCCGGGGCCGGCCGACGCGCCCGCGCUCUGCGCCGCGCUGCGCCGUUGGCACCGCUGCCCGGAGCUGCACAAAGCCAUCGACGGCAUCAACUACAUUGCGGACCAGACGCGCAAAGAAGAGGAAUCCACAAGGGUGAAAGAGGACUGGAAGUACGUGGCGAUGGUGCUGGACCGGCUGUUCCUGUGGAUCUUCACGCUGGCCGUGGUCGUGGGCUCCGCCGGCAUCAUCCUGCAGGCGCCCACACUGUACGACGAACGCGCGCCCAUCGACGUGCGUCUCUCGGAGAUCGCCUACGCGGCCGCCAAGCCCCGCCCACCCCCGCCGCCCCGCUGACUCCCCCUAAACCUCCACAAAGUAUACUGUAAAUAUAAUAUUGUAAUGAUAGUUUUUA
Papilio polytes (common Mormon) is the source of this 2205-nucleotide messenger RNA. It is a transcript of the gene nAChRa3, whose product is annotated as acetylcholine receptor subunit alpha-like. NCBI's taxonomy places the organism in Eukaryota, Metazoa, Arthropoda, Insecta, Lepidoptera, Papilionidae. The transcript has 11 exons. Gene Ontology annotation, cellular component: postsynaptic membrane; synapse; neuron projection. Gene Ontology annotation, biological process: signal transduction; chemical synaptic transmission; nervous system process. Bases 507 to 2147 code for a protein of 546 amino acids. The record is from RefSeq and is a predicted model, not a curated record. Gene Ontology annotation, molecular function: transmembrane signaling receptor activity; acetylcholine-gated monoatomic cation-selective channel activity.